This is a messenger RNA of Aspergillus aculeatinus CBS 121060, 285 nucleotides long. RefSeq lists its product as uncharacterized. The transcript has 3 exons. Lineage: Eukaryota; Fungi; Ascomycota; Eurotiomycetes; Eurotiales; Aspergillaceae. The coding region runs from base 1 to 285 and encodes 94 amino acids. The record is from RefSeq and is a predicted model, not a curated record.
AUGCACCUCCAAACCCUCCUCCUCACCCUAGCCGCCACCCUCGCCGCCGCCGACCUGAUCGAAUACUGCCCCUUCGCGCAGGACAAGACGGGCAUGCUGCAGCACCCCUACUGCUGCGACAGCUACACGCCCUCGGCGGUGACCAACCUGGCGGUGGAGGGGAACAACUGCCAACAACUCACUGAGCCGGUGGCCAAGUGUCCUAAUGGCUUGGGGGUGAAGUGUUGUUAUACUAUUAACCAGAAGUUUAUCUGUACGGCGGAUGGAGUGUUGGAGGAUGAUUAG